AUGUUCUGGUCCCCAGAUAAGUUUGUGAGAUCCCCUGGGAGCUCAGCGUCUGGUGUGGCUCUCGCCCUUGCAAGCUUGGGUGGUCGUGUUGAAUUCAUGGGGAAGCUUGGCGACGAUGAGUAUGGUCAAACCGUGCUCUAUCAUCUUAAUGCCAACCAAGUCCAAACUCGCUCGAUCAAGAUUGAUGCCUCGAAGCCUACAGCCGUGUCCCGAAUGAAGCUCGCCAGGAGGGGCGGCCUGAAAACGACUUGUACCAAGCCCUGUGCUGAGGAUAGCUUCCUGAGUUCCGAGGUCAACGUCGAUGUGCUGAAGGAGGUAAUUUUUUUCUACCCUUAUUUAGAUAAUUGUAUCUGUUUCUACUAGUUCAUGGCUGAAUCCUGUUUCUUUCUCGUUCAGGCAAAGAUGUUCUACUUCAAUUCCUCAUCUCUGCUCAACGAGAACCUGAGGAGGACAGCAAUGCGGGCCGUCAAGGCCUCAAAGAAGCUCGGAGGGGUCAUCUUCUUUGACUUGAACCUCCCUCUGCCGCUGUGGCAGUCCAACGAGGAGACCAAGGCGUUCAUCAAGGAAGCCUGGGAAUGUGCCGACAUCGCCGAGCUCACAAAGCAGGAACUCGAGUUCCUCUGCGGGAUCGAGCCAGUCGAAGAAUUCGACACCAAAAACAACGCAAAGUCCAAGUUUGCCCACCACAAAUAUGAAGCAGUGAAGUCGUUGUGGCACGAAAACCUCAAGGUGCUCUUCGUGACCAAUGGGACCUCAAAAAUACACUACUACACCGAGAAGGACGAGGGCUGGGUGCGAGGCAUGGAGGACGCGCCGAUCACACCCUUCACCGGCGAUAUGUCCGCAUCAGGGGACGCCAUUGUAGCCGGUAAGCCUCUCUGGUGGUCUAAAUCAGCCAUGAUCGACUGGCGCGGCCCGCCAAGGCUUUAGCUCCUGUAUAUCGGCGUUGAUCAUGGUUUUGGUCUGGUUUCAGCUCUCAUGAGGAUGCUUUCGGUUCAGCCGCAUCUGGCGACGGACAAGGGCUAUCUAGAGCACGUGACCAAGUAUGCCAUCACCUGCGGGGUCAUCGAUCAGUGGACGGCCUCACGGGUUUACGGGUUCCCCCCCAAGGAAGGGUUCGAAGGCGUGCCCGACGAAAACGGGGUGAGAUCCAUCUCCGAGAAGGAGUUCCGCACAGUGGGUUCCUUCGCCGAUUGA
Messenger RNA from Spirodela intermedia, 1197 nucleotides. The record is from the annotation of a GenBank genome assembly. Lineage: Eukaryota; Viridiplantae; Streptophyta; Magnoliopsida; Alismatales; Araceae.